GAUCUUCCAUCGUCUUUAACCAAGCUAUCUUUUGGCAAGCAUAGCAGUAACAACAUUUUACUGCCUGGAUCUAUCCCCCCAUCCGUUGUAUCACUUCAACUACGCGGCGAGUUUAGUUUGGAUAUCAAACCGGGCAUAAUCCCUUCAUCUGUUACACAACUCGAUUUUCGCGCUGGACAACAGUUAUUGCCAGGUUGCAUUCCCAGCUCUGUUACAGACUUGACUAUCGGCAAGAGAAUUGACCUCUCUUUGUCUACAGUUUACAUUCCAUCAAGUGUUGCCACCUUAUCCGCGACAAUAGUCGAUGGUGGUGAGCCUGCGCCUGGGGUGCUUCCCUCCUCAGUCAAACUUUUAAAGCUUCGCUGGUUCUCUCCAAAUCACAUUCCCCCAGGAUCAAUUCCCUCUUCUGUUUUUGCAUUGGAAUUAGAGUUUAAUCCCAAGCAGAACUUCCCAAAGGAUGUCCUCCACGGUGUUCCUUCCUCAGUGACACAUUUGCUCCUUGGGAAUCGAUUUAAUCAAAAAAUACGCCCCCAAUUUAUCCCAUCCUCAGUAACAAGGUUGGAAUUUGGAUAUCAUUUUAAUCAACAUAUUCUUCCUGGGGCAUUACCAUCCUCACUUACAGAAUUAAUACUAGGCCUGUCUUACAACCUUCCAUUGCUCAAAGGUUGCAUCCCAAACUCUCUCAUCAAACUAUCAUUUAACAGCAAACAUGGUGUUUACAAUCAGCCAUUCAUAUCUGGAACUUUACCUCAUUCGAUGACAAACCUCUGCUUAUCAUAUCAAUUCAAUCAGCCGCUUCCACUAGAGUCGAUACCAUCAGUCACAAAAUUGACUCUUGGUGCAAAAUUCACAGGCAGAUUGGACCAUAUCAUCGAUCAACUCCCCAACCUUGUCACCCUCAUCAUCCAACGCACCUUAUCUUUACCAACUCCGUCACAAAGGAGAAGGAUCAAAGAGAUCAUUAUAGCCAGAAGCUUCGAGUCACAACCGACAGUAUUUCUGCACCCAUCCCACUUCAUGCUUAAUCCUCCCCCCAAUCUCAUCCUAGCACUACAAUCAGCCCUGACUGUUCGAGUUGCAGUCAAAUACACCGACAAAAAGAACAGUACCCACCACAACAAAAUGUCAUCCACCAUCACCUGCAGAAUGAUUGACAAUGACACAGUUGUCAUGUUUUCCAAAUUCCCUUUUCAUUUUGGA
This is a messenger RNA of Acytostelium subglobosum LB1, 1200 nucleotides long. RefSeq lists its product as hypothetical. The annotation marks the transcript as partial. The transcript has a single exon. The record is from RefSeq and is a predicted model, not a curated record. NCBI's taxonomy places the organism in Eukaryota, Evosea, Eumycetozoa, Acytosteliales, Acytosteliaceae.